Tilletiopsis washingtonensis is the source of this 3424-nucleotide messenger RNA. RefSeq lists its product as hypothetical. The record is from RefSeq and is a predicted model, not a curated record. NCBI's taxonomy places the organism in Eukaryota, Fungi, Basidiomycota, Exobasidiomycetes, Entylomatales. The transcript is spliced from 4 exons. The coding region runs from base 365 to 3268 and encodes 967 amino acids.
CCGCCGGCCAAGGAGCUGGGCUGCCUGCUGACGACGACGACGACGACGACGAGCCGGGUACAAGGCCGAGCCGGGCCAGCCACUUCUCUGCUCAACACCAUCACCACCACCGCCGAGCUCGACGCCGAAGCUCGCACCUGCCGCUGCUCCCACGACGCAGCCGCGCUCUUUGUGUCACCCACCGGGCGGCGCUCGGCUCUUGUCCCAGCAGCUGGGCCCCUCUCAGCGGCAGGGCUCAUCGAUCAGCAGCGCAUCAGCGUCUCUCUUCUCCUCCGCAUCCAUCUCCUCCGCCUCGUCUACGCUCCGGCAGCCCGCUCCUCGCACGCCCUCCACCAGCUGCGCAUACGCACCCCGCGCGUGACACAUGGCCGCUGCGGCGGCGCCAGGAGCCGGGCGCUUCCUGGCUGUCUGCGGCGCCGUCUGCCUGCUCGCAGCCGCGGGCGCAGCUGCCUCGCGCCUCGACGAUGCGCCCGCGGCGCUGCUGUACGAGCGGGCUGCCGAGGCAGCGCAGCUGGGCCGCCGCGCCUCGGCGGUGAACCCGAGCGACGACUCCGUCUUUCUCCACCUCGACGCGGAGCACAUCCAGGCGCUGGUCGCAGGGCUGGUGAUCGUCUCGUUCUGGCUCGGCGCCCUCGGCUGGGACGUGCUGAGCACGCUGGGCUUCGACUACAUCCUGCUGCGCCAGACGCGCUGGCGCUCCAUCCCAUCCGCCGUGCACUCGCUGGCCUACCUGCUCUCGCGCUAUGCCAACGUCGCUUGGCUCGUCGUCACGGCGACGAGCACCAUCACGCGUACGGACCAGUGCACGCAGCGGGCGAGGCUCAGUGCGGGCCUGUUCGCUGUCGGUCUCUGCUCGACCACGCUCGUGUUCCUGCUCCGCACGCUUGCGCUCUGGCACUUCCAGCUGCGCGUGGUGGUGCCGCUGACCGUGUCCUGGCUGCUCGUCGUCGCCUGGUCGGCAGUGAUCCCGGUGCAAACCGUCAUCCGCCCGCUGGCCGGCGGCUUCUGCGACUGGACGCUUGACCACCUCGGUGCCGUGUACCUCUUCGCCUUCGUCUUCCUCUUCGACGCCCUCGCGCUGGCCUUCACCGUGCUGAAGCUCAAUCGUGCGGGCUGGCGUGGCCUGGUGCGUGGCCUGCUGCCGCAGACCGGCGCCGACAUCCGCGGCGAGGACGCGGUGUCUGUCAUGCUCGUGCAGCGCACCACGGCGUUCUUCGUCCUGCAGUACGCUCUGCUCAUCAGUGCGAUCGUGCUGUACACGCGGUCGCGCCAUGCAGCGUACCGCCUCGUCCAGAUCGUCGCCUGCCAGGCCGUGUCUGCCAUCAUGGCUGGGCGCCUCUUCCGCAAGUCGUGGCGGUUGACUCGCGGCAAGAGCACAGCCCAGGCAUACGCCGCUCCGCCUCGCUACUCGUCUGCCUCGGCAGACAUCGGGCGGCGCGACUCGGAGCGCCCCGACGACGGCGGCAUCAGCGAGGUGCCGCUGCACGCCGCACACGUCCGUCCGGACGAUCUGAGCAAGGAGAGCGUGUACGUCGAAGGCGACUUCCCUCCGCUGUUCAGCCCCGGCAAGCGCCUCUCCGUUCGCUCCCUGGGCCACGCGCGCGACUUGCCGACGUCGGUCGAUGCGGCACUUGAGUCGCAGGACUCCGUCUCGGUUCGCAUCGAGAGGCAAGACGGCGACGUCGACCUGACUCAGCAUGAGAAGCGCAUGACGCUCUCGCGCUGGCCGGGCGAUCCGACGUGGCGGAUCGAUGCGCCAAAUGUGGUCCCAGCGCUGGACAUGUACGGUGCGGCGUCGCCGCCGCGCACCGCUGAGCGGCGCUCGGUCACUUCGCGCUCGUCGUCGAACCAUCACGCCAGCCGACCAUGCACGGGCGACACGCCACCAUCGACCAGCAGCCGCUCGGCUGAGCGACGUGGCUUUGCCGGCCUCGCCGAGGCGUUCCACGACAGCAUGUCGCGCAGCCACGACCCGCCUGCUGCUGCGCCCUCGCGGGUGCGCGUCCGGCCAGUCACGUCGCCGUCCGACGUGCGACUCGACAUCGACCAGCCGCCAGAGCGCAGCCGGCUCUGUCUCGACCUGCAUGCCUACCACUCGCAGGGCGGCGAAGACGGCUCCUCGUCGCUGGCGAGCAGCGCCAUGCGCGGCUCGAUCAGCUCGCGCCUGUCGGCGCCGCUGCUGCGCAACACUGACUCGUGGCACGAGUCCGUCGCGGGCUCGCCUAUCGCCCGUCCACGGAGCACUCGACGACGACCUCGCGACGCGAUCGUCGAUAGUGCCACGUCAGCCGAGCGCCGUCUGGAUGAGCACGCCCGGUGGCGCUACGCCCACGACGACGGCAGCAGCUCGGCAGACGGCUCGAUGCGCACGAUUCGCGCCAACGCCGGACGCGCUCGCUCUGGUAGCGACGGCACGGCCAUCGCUCGUCACUCCUCACGUUCCUUCCUCGCAUCGCCGGCCAUCAGCGGCGGAGCUGCGCUCGGCUCGCCGCGCGAGCGCCACACCUACGACCUCGAUGCCCUGCGGGCGGCGGCGCACAUCCCUGAUCCUGCCGUCUCGCCUACUUCGCAGCCCGCCGCUCUGCCUUCCUCGCCGCCAGUCUCUUCUUCUGGCCGCAUUGCCGCACAUGCCGCGCAGCGCAUGUCGCAGUCUCCUGCCUUGUCGUCGUCGGAGGGAGCCGAGCGUUCUCGCACCCGAAGCGUGGCGGCGCUCUCCCGUCAAACGCGCACGAGCUUCUCGGCAUUCGCAGCCGACGACGACGGCGACGAUGCGCUGCAUGCCUUCAGGCAGGUCAUCGAUGCCGAUGCAGCUGCGCGUGCCAUGCGCCCCAGCGUCUGGACAUCUGCGAGCUCGGCCGCUGGCGACGAUGCCGGACGCCCGCGCACCUCACGCGGCGCUGCACUUGGUGCUUUCGGCCAGCCCAGACUGGGCACAGCCGACGAUGCAGACGAGACUGCCCGCCCGACUACCAGCCACAGCCGCGGCGCCCGACGCUCGCCGCGCGCCUCAGUGCCCGAGGCUGACUUCGAGACGCCCUUCCUGCACGAGGUGCCAGCUCUGCCUUCUCAGCCCGCCGCGCUGCCCGACGCCGACGCGGCCGCGCAGCCCGAGUCGUUCAUCGCCGAGCAGUUCGAGCGUCUCGCUGCGGCUGCUGCACGCCCUUCAGCCGAGUUUGGCAUGCGUCUCGACUCGCUCUCGCCGCCGCCGUCGCCCGAGAUGACGCGCUCUCCUUCGCUUGCAUCGAGCCACGACCUGCACAUGCGCUGAGCUGCGCUCGCCCGCACCGCAUCCUCCCUUGCCCCACCUUUGACCCUCGCUCAUUCCUCCAUCACACCCUGCCUGUGCGCACUCAUUCACUCGAUACCACCCUCUGCAUUCAGUCCCGUGCGCCGCAAGGCAGCCAAGUCAUUCAUUCAUUAGAUC